AAUAACUAUGUUGCAGAUCACUACACUAGUUGACUGCAAAUACCUAAUCUCCGGCAUAUCCUACGCUUCCUAUAACACUGAUGAGCUGGUCAAUGCUCCUCAUGGUGGUGUCACGGAGUUGCGAUGUGAAUGGCCUGGAAAAACACUGCACACACCUUAUAUCAGCUGUAAAGUCAAUUUUGAGCAAGAGAUAAUAAUUGGCCACCUAGCAAGUCCGUGUAACACCAUCUGGCGGUCUGUGUGUGCACUACACAAUAUGAAUCAACUUCUGGUCGACAUGACUGCUGCAGGAUAUUCUUCUGUUAACCUGGAAACUGCUUCAAUCAGAAAUAACACGCCAGGCGCUAGACGCCACAACAACUCGAAACGUGUCAACGAACUAUUGAACGAGACUGAGACAUAUGCGUAUACCGCGGAAUGUCCCGCUGGCGGGUGCAUUUGUGUUACAGAAGACACCACUACACUAGGACAGUGUCUAAAUGACAUGAAUGCUAUUGGGUCUUCUAAUGAUUUUACUUAUAAACUCUGGGAUAUAUUGCGAGAUUGCGAAACAGCAGAGGAAUUAAUAACAUUACUAAUCCAAGCCCUCAAGUUUAUAUCUUCGGGAAAAAUCAGACCAUUCAUAGACGCGAACAACAAAACGUAUCUAUCGAAGCUAGUCCUCAAAUUGUCAAGAGGACACUCACAAGCCGCUAAAGUAUUGAAGAAUCUUCGGUCCAGUCCACCACAAGCGCUGUCAUUGGUCGCGCAAGUCGGUACUGAGAAAACUAUGUGGGAAUAUACGAGGGUCAUGUCACUGCUGGAACAUUCCUUCUUCAUUGCUGGGAUCUGGAACAGUGAUGCAAGAACACACGAAUCAAUAGAACAAAUAAACCAAACAAUACAGGACAUGACAAUGAGUGGAGGUGAUUUCCAACUGAAUCCGUUCGAGAGCUUCACGUCAGCCGAGCAUUCUAUUCGAUUGGACUGUGAGUCGUUCUACGAGGAAGACACACAUGAACUAACCGUGGAUGACUUCGCGUCCUUGAAGAAACACGGUCUUGUUGCUGAAAAGAAAGAUGUUAAUGAGGUGCCAUUAAUAACUGAUGAAAUCGACAUAAGUCCGUGGAAGAAUCUCUUGAUGAAGUUCGCACAAGUUCAUGUGUGUUUAGAACAUCUACAUCGAGCCGAGAGCUGUUUGAGAGCUGAUUUUGCCAGUCUAAAACCAAUAGCGUCGAGACUGUUAGAACACUAUGUGUCAGAGAAGUCUCCUAUAAGAACAGUAGGACAGUUGAUGAGCGAUCCUAUACAGAGAGUCAGUAUGCCUAUUGCUAAUAACAUCGUGCAGGAUCAUUUAAAGAAGCCCGCAUUCUGGUACCGAGUGGAAAUGACGAGGAAAGACAACGCUGCGAACAAAGGCGUGCAAAGAGAAUCUAAGAUGGUGUACGUGUUCUCCCAACAACCAGUCUUUCCACCGAGUGUUUGGCAGAGUAUAGAUCCUCCCACAGAAGAAGUAGCAGAAGUAACAACGUUAGGAGAAGAUCUCAAAUAUCAUAUCACUAAAUACACGUUCAUAAGCAACAAACUUGUAAAUAAACUACCCUUUUAAUAUUCUCAAUACUUUGUAAGAUCAUUAUUUUUAUUUUAAGUUGAAAUAUAAAGGUAUAUUUUUUUAUUUAUUA
Molecule: messenger RNA, 1661 nt
Organism: Spodoptera littoralis (African cotton leafworm)
Lineage: Eukaryota; Metazoa; Arthropoda; Insecta; Lepidoptera; Noctuidae
Source: the annotation of a GenBank genome assembly